This is a messenger RNA of Paramuricea clavata, 8595 nucleotides long. The record is from the annotation of a GenBank genome assembly. NCBI's taxonomy places the organism in Eukaryota, Metazoa, Cnidaria, Anthozoa, Malacalcyonacea, Plexauridae.
CAAAAUGGUCGCUGAAGUCUGAAGGCAACAAUGGAAGUCAAAAGAAGUGAACUUCACAAUGGGUAUUAGUACCAAUUCCUUUAUUUUAAAACUAAAUAAAGAGCAAAAAUAAAAGCUAAUGUGCCUGGAGUAUAGCAUGGACAGAUAGAACCGGCAUUAUUUUAGUUUAUACAUAUAUUUUUAUAUUUUCAUGUUUAUAUAUAUGUCGAUUUCAGUAUUUACUCGUAAAAUAUAUGGAUAUUAGUACUAAUUCCUUUAUUUUAAAACCAGAUAAAGAUAAAAAUAAAAGCCAAUAUGCCUAGAGUAUAGCAUGGAUAGGUAGAACUGGCAUUAUUUUAGUUCAUAUUUUUCAUGUUUUAUAUAUUUCCGUUUGAGUUACAUUUUAAAAUUCAAAUAUAUCGUUGAACGGUCAUUGACCUUGGCAUAGGAAUAGAAUUCGAAACCAUUUAAUAUUAUUCAUUAAUUCUAGUCACGUUUUGUCUUUAGGACGAAGUUAUUGUCUGUUAUUGACCGUCUGUCAUGUCAAAAUGAAGACAAUUAUAGAUUAAUACCACAGGUAAAAAAAUACAAAGUGAUGUUGUAAACUUUAUAAAACAACGGUAACUCCGAAAAUAAACAUUUUGAUAUUCUAGCUUUCGACUAUUCAUUCAUCAUCAGUUGAUGAUGACUGACUCUUAGUCGAAAGCUAGAAUAUUAAAAUGUUUAUUUUCAGAGUUACUGUUGUUUUAUAUUAUAUUAAAAUACUCAGUGGUUCCCGUAAUUGUUGUAAACUUUACUUAUGCACAUAUCAACGGCCUGCCCGGGGGGUACACCCCCGGGACAACCGGGGGGAAACGAGGGGGAAUUUGGUAUUUUAUCCGUGUAUUCUGCCCGUGAACCCCGGGGAAAUUACAAACUUCGCAAUAAUAGGACGACGGGGGAGGGGAAGUAGGGGACUUUGACGUGACAAUUGGAAUUUUAUAAAUGAAGUGAACAAUUGGUGCGAACUCAAAAUCGCAGGCUCACGGAGAAAAAUAUCGAUCGCCAACUUAUUAUUUAUGAUAUUUUGUAGUGGUCUUGCUAAAAUUUGAAUAAAUAAAUACAGAAUACAUGAGUGAGUGCCAUUGUGAUACCCCAGUUUGUAUGAUAAUUUCAGGGUGUUAGCCAGAAAAUUUUUUUGGACCGAUCAAAGUCCUUGUGUAGGAAUAAAUAGUGUUUUUUCCAACGUGUUUCUUCUUAGAUGCAAACAACAGUGGCUUCGUUUUUUCUAUUUCAUUUCCGGUGAAUGAACACGGAUGCACACCGAUGGCACUUUGUUUUGUACAUUUCAUUUCAGUGAAUACACACCCAAUAUGAAUGAAACACGAUACAUUUUGAGAAAAUAGUUAAUGGAAAAAGUAAAUAAAACAUUCUUUCAUAUAAUAAUAUAAUAUAAAAUCAAAUGCAAUGCACUUUCUCAUCAGAAAAAAUGAAAAUCUUCCAGUAGACCCAGUUGGGAAAGCCCCUUAACUACUUCAAUUGGGAAGAGUCCGUCAAACGGACAGUAUAUGGGCUAGCUAACACCCUGAAUUUUUAAUUGUUUGUAUGCUAUUUAUAUUAUGAACUACUUUAUUCUAAGCCCCAGGGGGAGGGCAGUUUGACUUACACGUUUCCCGGGGGAGGGAGGGGGAAUUAAUGCAUUAGAAUCAUGUUUUUUCAAAGUCCCGGGGGUGUACCCCCAGGGCAGGCCGUUGAUAUGUGCAUUACAAUGUAUAAAAACACACUAUGACUGAAGUAUUGAAGAAUGUGUUUUAUAUAAUAGCUACAGUGAAGCACGCAAUUUGAUUGGUCAAUAGCCGUGCAGGAUCAGGCUAUCCUGCACAAGGAAUUAAAAUGUCUUCGCGGGAUUCUCAAAAUGUCAUUGUUUCACUGUAGUUUAUAUUUUAUAAAACAAUUACCAAAUGGUUUUCCAAGCAGGAUAGCGUGAUCCAUGCACUUGGGAUGCUGCUCGACUUUCGGAAAGCAUAAAAAUACAUUCGCCUGUGGCUCGAGUAUUUUUACGCUUCUCGCGACAUCCCAUGUGCAUGGAUCAUGCAAUCCUGCACAGAAAACCAUUCAGUAUUACUUGUACUAGUACUUAGCUGUAUUAUCAAGUGUAUUUAUGGGUAAACCAUGAUAGAAAGUUCAUCUGUCACUUGUAACUUGAGCGUAUAUUAGAACCCAUUGCUGCAUAAUUAAUGGCUUGACAAGUGGCAGAUUAUGACAUUGAAUGCCAAGUUUAUUGACAUCACCUCCAAUGAACGCUAUGAGGUCAAAUCCAAUAAUGGGCCUUCGCUCGAAACACCAAUUUUUCUCCUUGUAUCUUUCGGGUUGUUGCAUCUCUACCAACCGAAGUUUUGUUACACACAGAUACUACUAGUUCAGUUUACUCAGCAAUGCACUUCACUUAAAAAUGCUGUCUGCCAUUAGACUAGAAAGUUUGGAAAUUGCACACCUGAUAUUUCAAAAAUUCAAUAGUAAAUAUUAAUAGAGAGCUCCAAUAUGUCAGUUGUACAUUACAACCUUUCCAUACUUGAAAGUGCAUUUUGGCACAUCAGUUAGUUUGGUUAAAAGGUGGCAAUGUGCCUUGAUAUGCUCUACUUGAGUAUUUUACUCUGUCUAAUCCCAGAUGAUUUCACAUGUCAAGGGGAGGGUGCUACCACACAUUGAGCUGCAAUGUGCCUAUUAAAAUGCAUGCAACUUCAUAUUUUACUCUGUCUAACACCAGAUGAUUGUCAAGGGGAGAGUGAACUUGUAUAUUAAUGGAUUUAAAAAACCUGUUAAUGCCCAACACUUUUCAUUGUUGAGUAAAAUAAAGGUAUUUUCCUUUUUAACUAAGGUACAUGCAGAUGCGUUGCAGCUUUAAUGGGUUAAGAUAUUGUGUAUUCAUAAGAAACCAGACAUGAAUUAAUUUGUUUGUUCAAUCAUGAAGGAAAAAUAAUUCAUCCAUGCGCCACCCACCUCCUCCCCCUCCCCCCUGUGGAUAUUCUAUUUUAUAGUAAAGAUUCUAUAAAGUUAACAUUGAAAUUUCUUAGUUAUUAUCAUUAUAACAUAACAUUGAGGCUCUAAUGUUAAAUAUCAUGCUAUGUUGAAAACAAAAGUACCUGGGUUGUAUUCCAAACAAAUAAUUUUACAAUAUUUCAUUUAGCCACGAUGUAUUACCCUUGUGUGGCCGACUUUGUUAUAAUUGUAAUGUAUGAAAGCCAGACAAUUUUAGUUGAUGAAGUGAUUUUCAAGAAUACGGUUCACUUGCAAACCUAUGAAAAGGCAGUGUAGGUAGAUAGAGACGAUAGGCAGAACUUCAAACGGUAGGGAGAACUUCAACGUUUUGAGCGAAUUAAGGCCCUUUUUUGGGAAGCUAGUCAUCCCGAUGAAUGGCCUUUGAUCGAUAUCCUUACACACUGCAGCUACUUGCAAACCUAUAUAAUUCAUGGUUAUGCUAUUCAUUCACAACCGGGGGGGUGCGCACUUGGUUUGCAAUUUUUCCUCAUUGUCUCAUAGAUGUCACUGAUGACACGAUUUUUGAGUACCACUUAGAAAAAUCAUUCAUGAGUGACUUAUUUAUAGACUGGUUCUCCUAACUUUGCUUUGUAUUGUGCUCUCUAGGGUAUUGCAAGCAAGAACAAAGAUGACAAAUCUGAUAACGUGAGGUGAGAAAACAAGUGUUUUUGUUUUUAGACAGUAAAGUAACAGUUACAUGUAUAGGAAGGUACAGAAGGAUUAUUCAUAUUACAUGAUAUAUAUGUAAAUAUACAGAAUCACAGCGCGUUCAUAUAAUAUUAUGCACAAUACAAGCUAGGACAUGUAAUGCACUCCCUACUUUGGAUAAGAUGGUCUAUGUUGCAAUCUUGUUUCGUGUUUGUACUGUGUUCUGUUGUUUUGUAUUUGUUCUGUAACAGGCUCACGCUGUGUUAGUGUUCCUGAGGCUGAGCCGUUUUCCUGUUAGUACUUUCCUUGUUUAUAUUCGUGUUAACGACCUAAGUAGUAAUACAUAUUAAAUAAAACCAAAUGUAGCCCUAGCCCGUCGUGAGAAAGUUUGGAAAAUUAAUCUACUGUAUUUGUUGAAAUUGGCAAAACUGAUCCGUGAUGUUGUAAUGUUUUGAUGGAUAAUGGGAACUGUAUGGUGUUAAAAUGGUUUAAAUUUUAAAUACCCCCAAUAGUUGCUGAAAUAACUUAAUAUUUUAAUGUCCGUGCGCAAUAUGAGUGUAUGCUAGCCUUGUAUUUGGUUGCAAAGCAUAGAACAACCACAAGCAUUAUUGUUGGCAAGCGUAACUAGAACCGUGAUUUUUCUAUUCAAGGUAAUUGACAUGUGCACGCCCUGGUCAUUAGAAACACGCCCAAGAUCUAAAAUCCUAGCUAAGACCCUGUCAGACAUGUUUACUUGACAUGGUAUAGUGUUGUGUGCUAGUGUAGUCGACCAUGCAGAUUAUAUUGCCUAUCUGCACCCAAAUCUUCGCCCAAAUCUGCACCCAAAUCUGCCUUACUUUGUUGUACAGUGGAAUCGCAUUAAUACGGUCAAGGACGGGUCGAAAAAUUUGGGGUAGUUUUUAUACGGAAAGUACCGUGUUUCUUGGCGUUUUUCUGGGACUUGUAAUAAAGAGGUAACCGUAGUGUAAUGUUAAGCAGAGUUCCAUUGUAUUUCUGUCUGUCUAUAUCUGGGUUUCAGUCACGUGAUACGUUUUAAUAGCGCUUGGUGGUCAACUCCAAAUGGAAACACAUUUAUCAGAUCGAGUUAAAUAUUCAUUAUAAGUAUUGAUCUUGUGUUUGGUACAUCAAAUAUAUGCAAUUUAACGAAAUUUACUUGCUUCCACACGGCGUAUAAAGCGGCAAUAUGUGAAGGUGACCACCAAGCGUUUCCCUAUUGUGUAAGUCUUGAGUGAAACCCACCUAUUGCCAAACAGAUAGCUGCGGUGUGAGAGAAAUAGAACUAUCUGAAAAAUAUAUAACCGGAACUUCGAUGUUUCAAGCGAAGGCCCUUGUCGGGAAGUUAGUGGAGUGAAUCAGGUUUAUGAAGCAGUUUACUUUUCAACAGGAAAUUGUUCGGAAUUAUUACUAAUAACCGGUUGAAUAUGAACUGUUUAAUAUUACAGUAUUAAAAAGUAUAAUAUUUCCUGUUUAUGUUCUAAACGUUAGCUUUUAUGUUUUAUUUUUGUAAUAUACAGGACAAGAAGAAAACAGAAGAUGAAUUUCAAACACCAAAAAAAAUUCCCAGAGAAAGGUGUAUUGAAAUUAAAAGAAAAUGCCUUGGGGGAGUUUUAUGAAGUUAUCAAUUUGAAUGAAUACCCAUAUGUCUCAUAUCAAACAAAUAAAGGAGGUUUGCCGAUCCCAGCUGAUUUCCAAUUGACAUUAAAACCAGGCAUCCCAAAGGGAGUAAAACCUUCAAUGUGUUUUUGCAAACCACCAACCAAAAGAAAAAGCAAAAAUGAAAAUGUAAACCAAAAAUAUGGUUCAGGAUUCAAUUCAGAGAUUCAAUCAAAAGAAAUUUCAUGUAUCGAAGGAAACAGUAAAAAUGAUAAUGUUGCCCAAAAAGAUUAUUCACAAUUUUAUUUAGACAUUUUAUCAAAGGAAGGCUCUCGUUCAUCUGUAAUUCAAUACGCCUCGUGUUCAUCAAAUAAUAACCAAAACGAAGAUAAGCAAGUAUGCCAUGAUAAACAAUUAAAUGAUAAUCAGAAACGGGCUAAUGAUAAACAAAUUGAUAAUAAACAAACAGAUGGUAAGCAAAAUAAUUAUGAACAUAUAAAUGGUAAACAAACACAAAAUGCUCAAACAGACGUUAAACAAAUUGGUGAUAAACAAAUUAAUGAUAAACAAAACAGUGGUAAACAAAAAGAUGAGACACAGCACGUACAUGAUGAACAAAUCGAUGAUGGAAAAAUAGAUGAUCAAAUAGAAAUAGACCAGCAGAAUGUCUCAGAUGGUGAACAAAGGAACGAAAAAACGAAUCAACAACAAGAUCAAAAUCACGCAACAAAGCAUUCAUCACUUUGUGGUGUAUGUCUUCAGGAAUUUCCCUCAAUUUUAAGUUUAGAGCAACAUCGAGAAAAAAACGGUCAUUACCUUUGCAGUGAAUGUGGCGAGGCUUUGAAAGAUGAUGCAGCAUUUAGGGAGCAUACAGAUAAGAAAUUGUGCAAGAAAGCCGUCUGUAUAUUUUGUGACCAGAAAUUUGUCACCCGUGAUGAGCUGGAAAAUCACAAAGCAACAGUACACCACAAAUGCCUUGAAUGCAACAAACUAUACAACAGUGCAGGUAAGUGAAGUUCAUUUUAAUAGAAAGCAAGCAUGUACAGUAGGAUAAGUGCCCACCAGGUAUAUAUAGACCGAAUUUGGGGGAUUUUAUUCACUACAGAUUUACUCCAUGCAUGCACAAAAAGUCCAGAUUGAUGAGAGGUCCAUUAAAUCAUAUCAGAAUUUCAUUCUCCAAGGCGGUCUUUGGAGUUGACGUUAUACUGUAGUUUCCUGUUACUGGAUCAUUGUAAGAGCUAUGAAACCUUUUUUAAUGUUGUCAGAAUUAAUAUGGAAAUGUUUCUUUUCUCUUUCAGAAAAAUUGUUGGCACACAACGAACGACACCACGGUGCUCCAUAUACCUGCCUACAAUGUGGUGAGGAAUUUCCAACUCAUGCUUUGUGCAAGAAGCAUGCGAUGACUAGACAUAAAAAGAAGAAAUAUCAUUGUCCUGAAUGUGGACGUGGUUUUACGAGAAUGAAUCUUUUAACCAGGCACGCCACCUAUACUCAUAGCGAUGAGAGAAAUUUUCAAUGUGAGGUAAACGCCUAUACCUCAAAACACUUUGACUCUUUGUAAUAUGUUUGUCUAGUUUACACAGUGAACUUAGUCCUCAGCAAUGACCACAUAGUAAUGCUUGAAUGUGUUCGACUCAAAUCACUUCAGAUUAUUGCCUAGUUUAUACAUUUGGAUAUACUGUAGACAAAAUAUUAUAAUAUUUUAAAUGUGUUUGACUCGAAAUCACUACAGUGAAUACAGACAACAUAUAGUAUAAUUUUCUAAAUGUGUUCCACGGGGGUUCGGUGGAGGUAGGUAGUAUUUUCCAAUAAGCUUCUGUAGUUUGGGUCAGAGUUUAAGAAGUAAAACGUUUCAAUUAUACUUCUUUGCCUAGAUUUGCUCAAAGACAUUCAAACGUCCAGAUGCCCUAAAGACUCACAUGAUUACGCAUUCAGACAGCAAACCGUUCCAUUGUGGAAAAUGUGGAAAACAGUUCAGCCAGAAAAUCUGCUACACCAAACAUCUUCCUUGCAAGCAGCGAAAGAACAAAACCAAAUCAAAGAAAGUUGCACCACCAACUAUGGUAGACGACCUGGACAAAUUCGAUGGAGAACCAAGGACUUUGGUAGAUCAUUUAGACAAGUUGUGCGAAAAUAAUCUUAUUGAAAUGUUCGAAAAUGCGAGUUCUGCAAGCCUUGGUGGCGCUAUGAAGGAGAGUGAUAUGAAUCCAAUUAGUGAAGAAAUGUAUAUGGGUUGUUGUUGUCCGCCCACUUGUAGAUGCAAGCAAUUUUCCAUUGGUUUAAAAGUGCAAAUGGAAGAGCCAAAGGGCCCUACACUUGACUCUUCCGAGGAGGUUGCUUCACUGCCGUGCUGUUGUGAUAUUGGGCUUGACAUUACUAUUUCCGAUUAAUGAAUAUAUAUGCAAGAGGACACUGAUAUCUACUUAGUCUUGGACGCCAGCCAUUUGACUUGUGAAUGAGCGGAUGCAUGCAUUUUGUUAUUGAUAUAAGCCGGUUACAGACGAGCAAGUUUUGUAUGACAUGCAUGCGGUUGCCGUCAGUGAUCUAUUGUUGUAGCAGCUAAUAAUAGCAAACGUGGCGGUCCAAAACGUAUGACUUGUCACGGGAAAUUUGUUGCACGUACACACACCGGUGACGCACGUGCAAUUAGCAAAUAAAACUUGUCAUAUGAAAAUGAAAAGUAUCACUCAUACGCUGAUAUACGCUGACAUGCGCUAUAGGCCUAGGAGUACGUUAGGCAUAGGUUGUAUACGUUUGAGGGUUUCAAGCACGGUGGCAUACGGCGAGGCCCGGCGAGACAGAAGCAUUUUUUUAACAUACUUAACAAUUUUGUGCGUAUUUGGACGUACGUUUAUACGAUAAGCAUACUCUAGGCACACGCUGAAUAUGCUAGAGGUACGCCAGAUGUACGGUACUGGCAUUUCAAGGGAUUUUUGUAAUUUUGUGCGUAUGAAAAUUAUUUCAUUAAUUUUCAUACCUUUCUCUCGUACGCAAUAGUGUGACAGGGCCUUUACCGCCUUUUCGGAACCCAAACCGCAAGCGUCCACGUUAAAUUUUAUGGCGACUAGCAAGCAUGUGCUAGUGGGUUUCACUGUCACUAGCGAAAAGUGCAAAGUCGCUAGGAAAAUUUCUAAUUCCAUAUGUAACCAUAAUUAUUCAAUUUACCCUAAUUUUAAUCCAUAAACGCAAACGUUUGUUAGUGAAAUGUUAUUUAAUACCAAAGGCUAAAAUUUUGUUGAGUUAUAGGUUGGAGGCUAGCCCAAAUUGAAAUAUUGGAAAUUGUAAAUAUUUAAUAUUCGAAAUUAGUAGAAGUAUGAUAAUACUAAUAGAAGUUCCUGUUGAAGUAUGUCUUGAUUC